This is a messenger RNA of Acanthosepion pharaonis, 2220 nucleotides long. Lineage: Eukaryota; Metazoa; Mollusca; Cephalopoda; Sepiida; Sepiidae. The record is from the annotation of a GenBank genome assembly.
AUGGAAUACCAUUAUUUUAUUCUUUUUCCUUUUAUUCUGGCAUAUUCGUUCUCUUUUCCAUUCUUUAACGAGCCCGCAAUUCUUUUUCUUUUCAAUACUAGUUUUUUUCUUCAUUCUCUCUCUCCCCCGUCUCUCUCCCCCUCUCUCUCUCUCCCCCGUCUCUCUCCCCCCCUCUCUCUCUCUUUCAAUCCGGAAGGCUAUUUUACCAAUGCUAUUAAUAUCUAUCUAUCUAUCUAUCUAUCUAUCUAUCUAUCUAUCUAUCUAUCUAUCAUAGCCUGCACAUUACCAAUCUAUCUAUCUAUCUAUCUAUCUAUCUUUCAUAAUCUAUCUAUCUAUCUAUCUAUCUAUCUAUCUAUCUAUCUAUCUAUCUAUCUCAUUCAGUUCAUAAUCUAUUCCUUUCUUUAUUUUUCUCUUUUUAUCCACAUUUUUCAUUUUCCCGCCUUCUUUUUCACUUCUUCCUAUCCCAUAAUUAUCUUCUUUUCUUACUCUACGACGUUUUCUUUCUUUCUGUCUUUCUUUCAAUCUUUUUUUUCUCAUUUUUUUCUACUCUUUUUCUUCUGUAUCUCUUUUUUUCUACUCUUUUUCUUCAAUUUUCCACGUAUUCUUUCUUUUUUCCUUCCCUACUAUUUACGCUGUCAUUUCAUUAUUUCUUCUUCUUCUUCUUCUUCUUCUUCUUCUUCUUCUUCUUCUUCUUCUUCUUCCUCUUCUUUCCACUUCUUCUCCUUCUUCUUCUUCUCCUUCUUCUUCUUCUCCUUCUUCUUCUUCUUCUUACUCCAUUGUUUGUUGUUGCUCUUCUUCUUCUUCUUCUUCUUCUUCUUCUUUUUCUUCUUCUUCUUCUUCUUAUUCUUAGUCCAUUGUUUGUUGUUGUUGUUCUUCUUCUUCUUCUUUUCACUUCUUCUUCUUCUCCUUCUUUUUCUUCUUCUUCUUUUCACUUCUUCUUCCUCUUUUUCUUCUUCUCUUUCUUCUUCUUACUCUAUUGUUUGUUGUUGUUCUUCUUCUUUCCACUUCUUCUUUUUCUUCUUCUUCUUCUUCUUCUUCUUAGUCCAUUGUUUGUUGUUGUUGUUCUUCUUCUUCUUCUUUUCACUUCUUCUUCUUCUUCUUAUUCUUAGUCCAUUGUUUGUUGUUGUUGUUCUUCUUCUUCUUUUUUUCACUUCUUCUUCUUCUCCUUCUUUUUCUUCUUCUUCUUUUCACUUCUUCUUCCUCUUUUUCUUCUUCUCUUUCUUCUUCUUACUCUAUUGUUUGUUGUUGUUCUUCUUCUUUCCACUUCUUCUUUUUCUUCUUCUUCUUCUUCUUCUUCUUCUUCUUCUUCUUCUUCUUCUUCUUCUUCUUCUUCUUCUUCUUAGUCCAUUGUUUGUUGUUGUUGUUUCCAUUGUUUGUUGUUGUUCUUCUUCUUCUUUCCACUUCUUCUCUUUCUCAUUCUUCUUCUUCUUUUUCUUCUUCUUCUUACUCCAUUGUUUCUUGUUGCUCUUCUUCUUCUUUCCACUUCUUCUUUUUCUUCUUCUCCUUCUUCUUCUUCUUACUCUAUUGUUUGUUGUUGUUCUUCUUCUUUCCACUUUUUCUCCUUCUUCUUCUUCUUCUUACUCCAUUGUUUGUUGUUGCUCUUCUUCUUCUUCUUCUUUUCACUUCUUCUUCUUCUUCUUUUUCUUCUUCACCUUCUUCUUCUUACUCUAUUGUUUGUUGUUGUUCUUCUUCUUCUUUCCACUUCUUCUUCUUCUUUCCACUUCUUCUUCUUCUUCUUCUUCUUCUUCUUCUUCUUCUUCUUCUUCUUCUCUCCUUUUAUACUUAUUCGUUCUUGCCAAACAUUAUUUCAUUCUUUCUUUUUAUCCUUUUUUUCUCUUCUUUCAAUUUCAAUAUCUGUACCUUAUUUUCGUUUUUCCUCUUUUUUCCUUUCAUUCUUUCUUUCUUUCUUUCUUUCUUUCUUUUCCAAUAAGAACCACAAUCGUUACCAGCCUUCAACUAAAUGCUUUCAAACCUGCACUCUCCUCUCACUCUCACUCUCUCUCACUCUCUCACUCUCUCUCUUCUGUUCAUUGCCUGCCUUCCCACCCUUUCUUUCCUAUCAUUCCCCCAUUUAUUACAAACCUUCCAAAAUUCAGUUUCCAGGUUGUCACUGGCGAUUCUUUCCUUUCCAACAUCGACUGCCAUUAUCUUUCGAUUCCUCUUUCAUUCUGCUUCCAGUCCUUCGUUUUGCGUUUCGUUUUUCCAAUCCUCGAUUUCUAA